Molecule: messenger RNA, 4413 nt
Organism: Stylonychia lemnae
Lineage: Eukaryota; Ciliophora; Spirotrichea; Sporadotrichida; Oxytrichidae
Source: the annotation of a GenBank genome assembly
AUGUUAGAAAAAAACUUUUCAUUGAAUGAAGCCCUGCUUGACAAAAACUCCAAUAGCCUUUAUUAAACAAAAUAGCAUAAUGAUAUAAUCUAAAACAGAAACAAAGUGCUAUACCCUAAUUAUGAAAACCUAAAUGAUGUGUAGAUAAUAGAACUAGGAAACUAUGAUUCAGUUCAUGAUCAGUAAUUAUAAUAUUACGGGGGUUAUCUUGUUCACAAUCAAACACAAAUCCUCUUAAAUGGAUCUACUAGAAUGAAUCGUAAAGAAGUUGGUUGGAUUCAAUUAAUGGAUGUUGCAACCCAUCAAGAAAUUAGCAUGAAAAUUCUUGAUAGCAUACAUUUAGAAUUGCAAGGAUAAAAUGCAAGGAAGAAUCUUAAUUUCAUUAGUGUCUCAUCCUGCGGAGAAUAUUUCCUCUAUAGUCUCGAUAAAGAAUAAGGUGCUUAGCCCCAAACAGAGAUUCACAUUCAUAAAAUAGUUGAUUUCUUCGCAGAUAAAGCACCAGUCGUGAAAAUCGUCCAUGACUAUGACAACUCAAAAUUUAAGAAUAUUAUCUUCGGUCCUGAUAAUUAUAUCUAUUUCUCUUAAUAGAGAGAGUCAACUAGAGACUAGUUAAAUGACUGUAAAAGUUUAAUGCGCUUCAGAUGUGAUUAUAAAAGCUAAAAAUCUGAUGAACAGACUCAAGUUUUUGACCUAGAAGAUUGGUAUAAAGAUGUGCCGAAAAGAGGUUAUGAGUCUGAAAAACCAUUGACCCACAUAUCCUCUGAUCAAGUUUUUGCAUGCAUCGUAGGUUACUCUGAUUUCGAACUGAGUCAUUAUUUCUACUGGGGUUUUGUAGUAGCAACAUAUGAUAGAGGUAGGAAAACUAUAUUCUUUGAACAAGAAAAACUAAGAGUCAAAUAAGAUCUUUCUUUCCCAGUAUUUUUCGAUUCAGAAACUGAAUACUUUGGCAUGGAUUCAGAUUUUAAUAUCUAUCAAUCCAUUAAUCCAGAAUUCUUUAAAUUACUUAAAGUAGGGGAACUUAAACCUCCUGGCAAUAGCUUUUUUGACAGUAAAAAACCAAUUAUAACUUAAAAUACCAUGAUCAUGAAUGGGAAAGAUUACGCAUGCUCAUCAGGAUAAGUCUUUGUUUAUGAUAAGCUAAGAUUCAAUCUCAUAAACUAAGUUACAAUUAAUAAACAAGCUUGGAGAGAGGAUUAUACUUUUAUCUUCUACUAUGAAGGCAUUCUUAACUAUAUUAAUCCUUCAUCUAAACAAUACAUGCACGUUAAACUUUACAAUUCAAAAUUCUUUCAUGAUGAUGAAUUAGUGUUAGAGAUAACUGAGCAGAAUUAAUUGAUAGACUAAUCAGCUAUCUUACACAAGUGGAAUAAAUCUUACAGAAUAUUUGAUAUGGAGCAAAAAAGAACUGUUUGUACUUUGACUUCCCCACUUCUUUUAGACAAAAUAAGCUUUUUCCUAAAGAUAAGCACAUUGUACUAUCUUUUUGCAACAGAAAAGGAAACGGUAUACCUAGUCUCAUAAAAGGAUUCAUCAAUUAUUAAAGAAAUUAGUAUAAAAGGUUCAAUGAGCUUUGAAUUCAGUAAUUUCUAUGUGCUCUCAGCAACAUCUUCUAAACUAUCUUUUCUUAGAUUGACUUAGGAGAAAUUUCUAUAGAUUUAUGAUAUAAAUCCAAACGACUGUUCAGUCGAGAUUGAGGAUAUACCAUUUUUAGAGGGACUGAGCCGAUACUGCAUUAAAGUUGGCGAUACCUUUUAAAUGUUUAAAAACGAGUAGACCGGUUAGAUAUUGAUUAUCGUAGUUUACUAGAAAUGCCUCUAUGCUUACGACUUCCACUCUAGACAGUUGAGAUAGUUCAAAGGAGAAUAGUUCAGCUUUUCUUAAGUUUCAAUCAGUUGGGAUGAUGAUGCUCUAUUUACAUUAAAAGACAAAGUUGUUAUUCAAGCCUACGAUUUACAGACAUUUGAACCUAUUGCUAAUCUAUCAUACAGAAGCAGUACUCCCAUUACAAAAAUCAAAGCUAUUAAGAAUCACCUGAUUAUUUGCUCCAACCCUGCUGAAGUUCUUGAAAUAAAUAACAGGUCAUUCACCUCGAAAAAAAUAAAGAUUCCUAUUGCACCUAAAGAUUCAUUAAAGCAUGGAUCACCGGAUUUAUUGAAAGAUCGAGCCAAUGGUGAAAUAGUCUAUUAUAAAUUAGAUACAAAAGGUUAAUGGAAUUACUAGACUAACGCCUGGAUUACUAAGUAUGAUCCUCUUAAAUUAAGUUAAGAAAGUAAGAGUUUAAACAUUGAUUAUCCUCUGAUUCAAAGUUCUCAUCUACCAUGUGCAAAACAUGUUGUUAUAAACAAAGAACAAGGAAUGUGCUUCUAUCAUGACGAGAGAGAUAAGAGAGUGGGCUUUAUCAGUCCUUAUUUUACUACUGAUGAUAUAUUAAAGAUCAGAGAGUCAAAGUCGAAAAAUAACGAUACGCUAUUAACAGAUUUAAAUGACAUUUCUCCUUAUCUAAAAUUCUAUCCUGGAAUUGGAAACAUUCUUAACUUAAUGGCUCUAAGACCUUAAAUAUUAGACUUUAUUGCGAAGAAAUUAUCCAUUAUGGAUAAAGCUGAAAUACCAAUAAUAUUAAUGAGAAAUGAGAUUGGUGGUAAAUCAGCAAUAGACAUUGCUUGUGAGAAGAAUUAGCUUAAAAGUUUAAUGAUUCUAUUAGAGCUAUUGACUAAGUACUAGGAUGAUCAUGGCUUUAAUUAUCUAAUUGAUAGUCAAUUCAUUUACUUCAUUGAUAAAGGUUUAGAUCUAACAGAAUACUUUGACAGCAAUUUACCUAAACUUUAGAUUAUCCAUGAAAACUAUCCAAGUGAGCAUUUUGACGAAAAUGAAUACAUUUUAGGAGUUAAUGACCUAUAGAGACCUAGUGAAGUAGUACAGAAAUAUAGUGAAAUCUUUGAUUAAGUUCUUGAUAAUGGAAAAUCAGAAGGAUUUGCCUCUAUUGAAUACUACCUCAUUAACUUGCCUGAAACACUAACCACUAAUCCUAAGUAACUCAUGAAAACUCUGAGUCAAAGUGAUAAUAUCGAGUAUUUUGAGAAUCUAACAAUCCAAACAAUAAUAAAGUUUAAAUGGAAUCAGUACACCAAGAACUUCUUUCAAAAUCAAUUUCUGAUCUUCUUAAUCUUUCUCGUCUCCUUUUUCUUUGAAAUUUACUAUUCAAUCAGCCAAGGUAAAACUUAAGCAGACUUAAAGGUUGAUGGUGAAUCAAUAGCUUAACCUGACACAAGAGAAAUAGCAGUAAUUGCCGUUACAAGCUGGGAGAACUUUCGUUAGAUCUUGCUCUAUUUCUUCUACUAUGAGGUUAGAUAAGCUAGCAAAUAAUAAGGGUAUCUAAAAGAGCUUUGGAAUCUUUUUGAUUUCUCCUUGAUUGCCUCAUAUCUAGCACUUAAUAUACUAGAAUUUACCUCUGGAGAUAAGAGUACACUGAUUAUUUUAGACAUAUUAGUUAUCAUACUUUCUUUCUUGAAAAUAAACUUUUUCCUAAGAAUAUACGAUGGCUUCAGCUUUUUAGUAUCAAUGAUGAGCGGUGUGUUCAGAGAUAUCUACUACUUUAUUCUGUUUUUCUUAAUUUUCAUAUUCUAGUUUGGAAUAAUCUUUGUUAUCCUGUUCAGUGCAUAGGAAGUUGAUGAAUACAGUGGAAUUGGAACUUUUGGUUAUUUCCUUAUGAUUUUCAGAAUUUCAUCUGGAGACUUUGCAGUUGAAAACUAUAAGGAUCAACCUACUACAGUUUUAAUUGCCUUAUCAUGGCUUAUUUGGCUUGUUGCAGUAUUAAUACUCAACAUUGUAUUCAUGAACUUCAUUAUUGCUGUGAUCUCUGAAUCUUACGAAAAGGUCAUGUAGAAGUUGGUGGCUGAGUCCUUCAGAGUCAAAGCUAAUAUGAUAGUAGAGAGAGAAUUACUAUUGACUCCAAAAGAUGAAGCUGAGAAGAAGUUUUAUUUCCCAGAAUAUAUAAUUCUCAGAAGAGCGGUAGAGACUUCAGAGGGAGAUUAAGGAGAGUGGUAAGGCUUUAUUAAGGAUCUGAAGUACACAAUCAGAACAUCAGCUUAGAAGUCAAAGGCAGAGGUAAUCUAGAAUGUUGCCCCUAUCUAAUGCAAGGUAGAGGCGUUGGCUCAAACUUAACAAUUGUAACAAGAGAUUAUGGGCAUAUUCAAAACUGAACAAAGUAAAUUGAUAGAAGUUGUUCAGAACAGUAUCUAAGAACAAAAUGCUAAGAUUCAAGCUGUUAGUACUGGGAGUUCCAAUUCCUCUGGCUAGAAUGAUGAUAUUCGUCGUCUAAACAAAACUGUUGAAGAAUUGAGAUAGAAAAUGAAAGGAUGUGAGAAAGGAAUUAAUGAAAUCAAUGCUAAUAUCUAGAAACUUCUUGAGAAAUGA